GCUGACCCCACCCGGCCGGGCUCCUGCCUCCCCGCGCGGACUUCCUGCCUGGGCGCGGGCGGAGGCCCACCCCCUUCCUGCCCGCGCAGCCGGCUCCGUCGGCCAGCGGGACCCGUCGGUGCACACGCCAAGCCGAACUGCGAGCUCCGAGGCAGGUCUCUGCUGACCCCAUCUUGGCUUCUAGCCCUGGACAGAGCAGCUGAAGACUCCUCCGCAGGGCAGCCCCACCCUGAAGGCCAUUGGAAGGAGGGAAGGUAGCCUUUCUCCAGUCAGCUACCCUCUUAGCAGAGCUGCACACCUAGUUCCUGAGGACUGGGACAUCAUCUGGCUUCCCAGGCCCAUGCUGGCCAUCACUGAUAUGUCCUUCCGGCUGCCAUCUGCAGCGCUGCUCUGUUGCCGUGUGCCCUAUUGCAGGCCUCUGCAAUGCCACUUCGCCCCUUCCUCCUCCUGGCCGUAGGCCUGCGUCUGGCUGGAACACUCAGCUCCAGUGAUCCCAAUGUCUGUACCUUUUGGGAAAGCUUCACUACGACCACUAAGGAGUCCCACCUGCGGCCCUUCAGCCUGCUCCCAGCUGAGUCCUGCGACAGGCCCUGGGAGGACCCCCACACCUGUGCUCAGCCUACGGUUGUCUACCGGACUGUGUACCGUCAGGUGGUAAAGAUGGACUCCCGUCCACGCCUGCAGUGCUGUGGGGGUUACUAUGAGAGCCGUGGAGCCUGUGUCCCGCUCUGUGCCCAGGAGUGUGUCCAUGGUCGCUGUGUGGCCCCUAAUCAGUGCCAGUGCGCACCAGGCUGGCGGGGCGACGACUGCUCCAGUGAGUGUGCCCCAGGAAUGUGGGGACCACAGUGUGACAAGCUCUGCCACUGUGGCAACAGCAGCUCUUGUGACCCCAAGAGUGGGGUGUGUUUUUGCCCCUCUGGCCUGCAGCCCCCCAACUGCCUUCAGCCCUGCCCUGCUGGCCACUAUGGUCCUGCCUGCCAGUUUGGUUGCCAUUGCCAUGGGGCAUCCUGUGACCCCCAGGAUGGAGCCUGCUUCUGCCCCCCAGGGAGAACAGGACCCAGCUGUAAUGUGCCCUGUUCACAGGGCACUGAUGGCUUCUUCUGCCCCAGAACCUAUCCUUGCCAAAAUGGAGGUGUUCCUCAGGGCUCCCAGGGCUCCUGCAGCUGCCCACCGGGCUGGAUGGGUGUCAUCUGUUCCCUACCAUGCCCAGAGGGUUUCCAUGGACCGAACUGUACUCACGAAUGUCACUGCCACAACGGUGGCCUCUGUGACAGGUUUACUGGGCAGUGCCACUGUGCUCCUGGCUAUAUCGGGGAUCGGUGCCGUGAAGAGUGCCCUGUGGGCCGCUUCGGUCAAGAUUGUGCUGAGACUUGUGACUGCGCUCCUGGUGCCCGUUGCUUUCCUGCCAAUGGCGCCUGUCUGUGCGAACAUGGCUUCACAGGCGAUCGCUGCGUUGAGCGCCUCUGUCCAGACGGCCGCUAUGGUCUGAGCUGCCAGGAGCCCUGCACCUGCGACCCAGAACACAGUCUCAGCUGCCACCCGAUGCACGGCGAGUGCUCCUGUCAGCCAGGUUGGGCCGGCCUCCACUGCAACGAGAGCUGCCCUCAGGACACGCACGGCCCCGGCUGCCAGGAGCACUGCCUUUGUCUGCACGGCGGGGUCUGCCUGGCCGACAGCGGCCUCUGCCGGUGCGCACCCGGCUACACGGGACCUCACUGUGCUAACCUAUGUCCACCCGACACUUACGGGAUCAAUUGCUCCUCCCGCUGCUCCUGCGAAAAUGCCAUUGCCUGCUCUCCCAUCGACGGCACGUGCAUCUGCAAGGAAGGUUGGCAGCGUGGUAACUGCUCUGUGCCCUGUCCCCCUGGCACCUGGGGCUUCAGUUGUAAUGCCAGUUGCCAGUGUGCUCAUGAGGGAGUCUGCAGCCCCCAAACUGGAGCCUGUACUUGCACCGCUGGGUGGCACGGAGCUCACUGCCAGCUUCCCUGCCCCAAGGGACAGUUUGGUGAAGGUUGUGCCAGUGUCUGUGACUGUGACCACUCUGAUGGCUGUGACCCUGUUCAUGGACAGUGCCGAUGUCAGGCUGGCUGGAUGGGCCCACGCUGCCACUUGCCUUGCCCAGAGGGCUUUUGGGGAUCCAACUGCAGCAAUACCUGUACCUGCAAAAAUGGUGGUACUUGUGUACCUGAGAAUGGCAACUGUGUGUGUGCACCAGGGUUCCGAGGCCCCUCCUGCCAGAGGCCCUGCCCAUCCGGUCGCUAUGGCAAACGCUGUGUGUCCUGCAAGUGCAACAACCAUUCUUCCUGCCACCCAUCGGAUGGGACCUGCUCCUGCCUGGCAGGCUGGACAGGCCCAGACUGCUCUGAGUCAUGUCCCCCGGGCCACUGGGGACUCAAAUGUUCCCAAACCUGCCAGUGUCAUCAUGGUGGAACCUGCCACCCACAGGAUGGGAGCUGUGUCUGCAUGCCAGGCUGGACUGGACCCAACUGCUUGGAAGGUUGCCCACCGAGAAUGUUUGGUGUCAACUGCUCCCAGUCAUGCCAGUGUGAUCCUGGAGAGAUGUGCCACCCAGAGACUGGGGCUUGUGUCUGUCCCCCAGGACACAGUGGUGAGCACUGCAAAAUGGGAAGCCAGGAGUCCUUCACCCUUAUGCCCACCUCUCCUGUGACCCAUAACUCACUGGGCGCAGUGAUCGGCAUUGCAGUGCUAGGGACCCUUGUGGUGGCCCUGAUAGCACUGUUCAUUGGCUACCGCCACUGGCAAAAGGGCAAGGAACACGAGCACUUGGCAGUGGCUUACAGCACUGGGCGACUGGAUGGCUCUGAUUACGUCAUGCCAGAUGUCUCUCCGAGCUAUAGUCACUACUACUCCAACCCCAGUUACCACACCCUGUCUCAGUGUUCUCCUAACCCCCCACCCCCUAACAAGGUUCCAGGCAGUCAGCUCUUUGUCAGCUCCCAGGCACCUGAACGGCCAAGCAGAGCCCAUGGACGUGAGAACCACGCCACACUGCCUGCUGACUGGAAGCACCGACGGGAGCCCCAUGACAGAGGCACCAGCCACCUGGACCGAAGCUAUAGCUGUAGCUAUAGCCACAGGAACGGCUCUGGACCAUUCUGUCAUAAAGGUCCCGUCUCUGAAGAUGGACUAGGGGCAAGCGUUAUGUCCCUGAGCACUGAGAACCCCUAUGCUACCAUCCGAGACCUGCCCGGCCUGCCUGGGGAACCCCGAGAGAGCAGCUAUGUGGAGAUGAAAGGCCCUCCAUCAGUGUCUACUCCCAGGCAGCAUCUUCAUCUCCGGGACAGGCAACAGCGGCAACUGCAGCCACAGAGAGACAGCGGCACCUAUGAGCAGCCCAGUCCCUUGAGCCAUAAUGAAGAGUCUGUGGGUUCUGUGCCCCCUCUUCCUCCGGGCCUGCCUCCCGGUCACUAUGACUCGCCCAAGAACAGUCACAUCCCUGGACACUAUGACUUGCCUCCAGUACGACAUCCUCCAUCACCUCCAUCCCGGCGCCAGGACCGCUGAGGAGCCAGCAUAGUAUAGGAGAAGACCUGCGUACCCUGCCAGGAGCAGGGACUGGACCAGCAGGCCACGAACAGACGCACUUGGUGAAGUGAACAGAGACUGAUAGCGGCUCUCUGCUUCCACCCAGGGAGACACUAGUUGGCAAAGUGUCUAACCCCCCCUUUCUAACCCUUUUCCAACUGUUCCUCAAGUCCCCCAGGCCCUGUGGACAUAAGCUGGUGGGCAGAAUGUUGUUGUACAAGUCUGAUUUUAGAUUGAUUUUUUUUUAAAUCUGUGUUGGGUACCUUUUCUGUGUGUGUGCCCAGGCAGGCUGUGUGUGUCUCUAGUUGGUUUUAGAGGAUGCCAGGUACAGGUUCUGCCUUCUGUACUUCCCAGAUCAACUAGCAGUCGGCUUCCUUUAACUUAGCUAGUUAAAGCUCUAACACAGGCCCUAACUACCUGUUCAUCCUCCACUCGGUAAUCCUCCAUGUCUUUGCUCAGAGGUUUGCUCCCCACCUCUGGUGUUUGUCUUUCUGGUACACUGUGGACGAUGUACAGUCAAACUUUCCACGCCUCCAUGGCUCUGCAGCUUACCUCUCCUGUCUGGCUUCACUCUUUCCCAGAAUGAAGGCUGUCUGGCACCCUUCUUCCCAUCCCAGUAAUUGACAGAUCUCUGUCCAGCCUUCCUUAGUGACCUGUUGAGUCCUGCUGUCCUUCACAUAUUCCAGAGAGCACUCACCCAGCGUCUCCUUCAUAGCUUCUCUCUUCUUCUUGAAGGCCGAAGUGGUGUCAGGCAGAGAAUGGGUUUGUUUCAUUUGUCUUGUUUUUGAGACAGUGUCUCACUAUGUAGUCUUGGCUGACCUGGAACUGAGGUCAGCCUGCCUCUGCCUCUUGAGUACUGAGUUUAAAGGUGCAGGCCUCAAGGACAGCUCAAACUGCACUCUGAUAUGGGUUCCAUAUCAGUUACUAGGUUAGCCUCUGCCUCCCCCUAGUGGGGAGGUUGACUUCCAGCUCUCUGGAUGCAAGACUCCUGUGUUUAUGCUCACUCACUAUUGGUUUCCCUUGGCACACAGUAGUCACUCAAUAAAUGUUC
Arvicanthis niloticus (Nile rat) is the source of this 4597-nucleotide messenger RNA. It is a transcript of the gene Pear1, whose product is annotated as platelet endothelial aggregation receptor 1. Gene Ontology annotation, molecular function: protein binding. NCBI's taxonomy places the organism in Eukaryota, Metazoa, Chordata, Mammalia, Rodentia, Muridae. The record is from RefSeq and is a predicted model, not a curated record. Gene Ontology annotation, cellular component: membrane.